GCUGCAGGCGGCGAGAGCCCCUGGGGGGCGCUCUGAGCAGCCAUGUGGGUCCCAGAGGCCAUGAGGAGAGGCCACCGCUCAGGGUCCAGGGUGAGGAGCCCCUACCUGAGGAGAGGCUCCCGUACAGCGGGGAGAUGCUUGCAACCACCACCAAGAGGCUCCGGGAGAUGUCAGAGAUAGCCGAGCCGCCCUGGGAGAUGUCAGAGAUAGCCGAGCCGCCCCAGGAGAUAGCAGACACAGAUGAGCUGCCCACUGUGCCAGUCGUGCCCAGCAAGGUGCCAUCCCGAGAGAUUAGGAGGAAUCCCUCUGAGAUCAAGCUGCCUCCCUGGCUUGGAAAGUGGGGGACUGGCUCCGAGGAGAAGUCCCCCGCCACACUGCCAGCGCUGCCGCCCACCCCAUCCACGCCAGCAGAGAAGCCCAGCCAGGCGGUGCCCCAGCGGAGCCGUGUGACCCAUGACUGGCAGAAGGAGGUAGUCGUGGAUCCCCUGGACUCUCGGCCAAGGAAGGAUUUGGGCAGUGAGGACUUACAGCGUGGCUACGAUGGACUGCCAAUCCACCAAUUUCUCUCCUCAGUCACUGACAGCUCCCCCCCGAAGGACUGCCCACCCCUCAGGGCCGUGCUGCUGGGGCAAGGGCAGCGGAAGGCCACAUUGGCAUCCAUGCUCUACGAGAAAUACAGAGCUGAGAGGUGUGGGGUCUGCUCUGACUGCAGCAAGGAGACGGAGGAGGAGAUCCGACCCCGCCUGAAGCGCAUGGAAUCUAUCUCCACGACGCACGACGACUACCGUGCCAUGGGCUUCCAGUCCACGCCCCAGCCCAUCACCCAGCGUCACGAUUACUUAACAGAGCAGCCAAGCAGCUUCUGGAUGGAGCAAGCCCGUGGACGGCCGGGUGUCACUGCUCUCUUCAGCACAAACAUUCCCUUCAAGAGGAAUGCAGACUUCUCCACUCCCAUUACCAUGUACUUAGGGCAUCCCGAGCCCUUCAACCUCUAUGACCCCUAUGACCCCCCGAGCAGACAGCUCCAGCCCCACAAGUAA
Melospiza melodia melodia is the source of this 1040-nucleotide messenger RNA. It is a transcript of the gene SPAG8, whose product is annotated as sperm associated antigen 8. The coding region runs from base 135 to 1040 and encodes 301 amino acids. Lineage: Eukaryota; Metazoa; Chordata; Aves; Passeriformes; Passerellidae. The record is from RefSeq and is a predicted model, not a curated record. The transcript is spliced from 7 exons. Gene Ontology annotation, biological process: positive regulation of transcription by RNA polymerase II. Gene Ontology annotation, cellular component: nucleus; cytoplasm. Gene Ontology annotation, molecular function: microtubule binding.